Molecule: messenger RNA, 2067 nt
Organism: Triticum aestivum (bread wheat)
Lineage: Eukaryota; Viridiplantae; Streptophyta; Magnoliopsida; Poales; Poaceae
Product: protein PHOSPHATE STARVATION RESPONSE 1
Exons: 8
Coding region: 307-1650 (447 amino acids)
Molecular function (GO): DNA binding; DNA-binding transcription factor activity
Source: RefSeq, a predicted model, not a curated record
CCGAAGGGGCCUAUCCGCAAAAAGCCGCGCCGUGCGGUGGGGGUGCGCGGUGCGCCUCCCCCCGGCAACUGGUGGGCGUCGUCCUCCUCUUGUGCGCACCAGGUUCCUCCUCCUCUCUCUCUCUCCUCCAUUCCCGCACCCUCCGUCGCGACACAUCGCCCCAGCCAGAAUUCCCCCUUGCUGUCAUCUCCUCCCCCAAAAGCCGCACCGAUCCAGCAGCUUCCUCACAACCCAACCCAGGUUAUUCUGUAGGAACAUAUCAAAAUCAAUUUAUGGGAAAGACGCAACGCUUGUCCACAAUUCUUGAUGAGGAGGUGUGAUCUGAGACAGUCUCACAACAGCAGGGUUUCUGGAGGAAUGUCAUCCUCUUUACCUAUUCUGCCAAAUUCUCUGAAAGAAACCUUCCAUGGGCCUUACAAUCCGCAGCUCACUCCGAUGCAAAGGCAACUGACGAGUGAUCUUGUGCCCUUACAUCAGAGUGCACUUCCGUCUGCUACUUUGCACCCAAGAGCUGGGGCUAUGAGAUCAUCAUAUGCAGCCUCAUUAGGAUACUCACCUAAUCCUCUUGAUUCUGCGCUUAACCAUGAGAGGCAGUCUAUGGUUGCUCCUUUUGCUCCUCAGCCAUCAAAUAUUGAAGUAUUUCAGACCUUAUCUAAUAAUAUCCCUGGAGGACACACUGAGGCAACUUGGUUCCCAGGUUCGGCUGAUGGUUUAUCAGAUUACAGGGAUAACAUCCCUGCUUCUGGUAGUCAGAUCCAGAAUGGCGGUCCUGCUGUGACAUCUGAUGUGGUUGCUAAACAAAAUGAAUGGUGGGCAGAGAUAAUGAAUGAUGAUUGGAGAGAUAUUCUAGAUGCAACGGCUGCUGAUCCCCAGUCAAAGCCUUCCAAUUCGUCUGCAUCACAGCCUGCUGUCAACCAGCCAGCUUCAUCUCAUGGUGGAGAGAUUUGCAAUGUAGCUAGUCCUCCCAAUAGCAACUCUGCAGCCAAACAACGGAUGAGGUGGACUCCAGAACUCCAUGAAUGCUUCGUAGACUCUGUAAAUAAGCUUGGUGGUAGUGAAAAAGCUACUCCCAAGGGUGUGCUGAAGCUUAUGAAAGUUGACGGUUUGACAAUAUAUCAUGUGAAAAGCCAUCUGCAGAAGUACCGAACAGCUCGCUAUAAGCCAGACCUAACGGAAGGUACAGCAGAAAAAAGGACUACCACCGAAGAGUUGACUCUAGACCUGAAAUCGAGCAUGGAUCUUACUGAAGCGCUGCGUCUUCAGAUGGAAGUUCAGAAACGUCUUCAUGAACAACUUGAGACCCAGAGAAAGUUGCAAUUGCGAAUUGAAGAACAAGGGAAGUAUCUUCAGAUGAUGUUUGAAAAGCAGUCUAAAUCCAAUACGGAGAAGGUGCAGGAUCUAUCCUCGGGAGCUACAACAACCCUAUCAUCUGAACCAAGCCAUCCUGCAACCAGAAAUAGGGGUGAUGAUGCAGCUGAUGACCUAAAUAGAACAGGAGAGAACCCCGUGAGUGCCGAAAUAGGAGAAACUUUGAUGCAUGCAGGUGGCAACCAGGAGAUGGCAGAAAGCGAGUCUUCUGAGCCCCUUGCAAAUACUAAUGAUGGUUCCAAGGCCCCGCAAGAGAAGCGCCGAAGGGUGCAUGAUAGUUAACCAUCAGUUUGGUAAUUCAGAUGAUAGCAGUUCAGUCAACAUAUAAUAGGUAAAAAAUGGUUCCAUCCCUGCGUCGAUGCUGAUCUGCAAGUCUAUUGAGCCUAGCCACCUUAAUUAUCUAAAUGGAAUCUUUUGGUGGCCGCUUGUAUAAACUGCUAGCAAUAAAUCAAAUUAUCUCCUGACGCAUGGUAAUUGGUAAAUAAGUAUGCCUUGUGGUCUAGCUAUCCUUCUAGAUAUAUAGUUGUUGUUAUUUGAGGUUUCAAGCGGCAGAAGACUGAACUGCUAGAAAGCUAGUCUUUGUCUUGAUGCUCAAGAUAUUGAGAUACCUGACCCCGUUUUGGUUUGGGUGUUGCAAUUUUUAGAGUUAGCUACGUAUUGGCUGAACUCAUGAUGAUUACAAAGUUUUGUGUUAUAAGA